This is a messenger RNA of Harmonia axyridis, 6359 nucleotides long. RefSeq lists its product as uncharacterized. Bases 382 to 5898 code for a protein of 1838 amino acids. Gene Ontology annotation, molecular function: cysteine-type deubiquitinase activity. Gene Ontology annotation, biological process: protein deubiquitination. The record is from RefSeq and is a predicted model, not a curated record. The transcript is spliced from 6 exons. NCBI's taxonomy places the organism in Eukaryota, Metazoa, Arthropoda, Insecta, Coleoptera, Coccinellidae.
UCAUUGGACGUGCGUACGACAAGGCAAGGCGGGCUAUUAUACGACUUCAAGUUCUAAGCCUGGUCGAAACUUUGGCUAGGCGGCAGGCGCUCUCUACUCUGCUAUAGCACCUUGAGCACGUCUUGCACGGUAAGUCGAAACGUUCUCGAAGAACGCCGGUGAACUGUUUUGAGUGUGUGUCCGCAUAUGUAAACUCGGCCUCAUUUCCGAAAUACCGAGUGGUUAAAUGAUAGUUUUUACAUUGUUCGAACAUAUCCGUAUAGACAAUAACUCGAAAGGAUUUAUUGAGUGAUAUCAAAACAUUGGAUUAAUUUGACUACCUUUGUUAUGACAGUUCUAUGUAAACAUCUUCCGAAUAGAAUGUAAAAACAGUCUGACAAAAUGUCUCCUCCAGGGGUUUCAAACCACCCCAUACUGAUGUCUAUAGCAACACCAUCUAGAGACAGCAUGCCUUGUACUACCACAAAAGGCCUGCUCAAUGAACCUGGACAAAACAACUGUUUCCUUAAUAGUGCAGUACAGGUGCUGUGGCAUCUGGAUAUCUUCAGACGGAGUUUUAGGGACCUGAUGGGCCAUGCCUGUAUGGCAGAUUCUUGCAUUUUUUGUGCCUUAAAGGAACUCUUCUCGCAACUCCAAUUCUCAAAUGAAUCUGCACUGCCUCCAGAUGCCCUUAGAAAAGCAUUGGCUGAAAGUUUUUCAGACCAACAGCGUUUUCAAUUGGGAUUCAUGGAUGAUGCGGCAGAAUGUUUCGAGAACAUUCUGCUCAGAAUACACAUGCACAUUGCACAUGGCGAAUCCCAAGACAUGUGCAAUGCACAACAUUGCAUACCACAUCAGAAAUUUGCUAUGACUCUGGUAGAACAAACAGUAUGUGGAUCUUGUGGAGCCACUUCAGAACCACUGUCAUACACCCAGAUGGUGCACUAUGUCUCCACAUCCACUCUAGUCUACCAAGUCCGAAAUGGAAAUGCUAGAGCAUCUCCGUAUAACCAUGCAUCUUUUGGUCAAUUACUCAGAAAGGCUGGAAAUAUGGGCGAUGUGAGAAUGUGCCCAAGCCAUUGUGGUGCCGUUAUUCAAAUUACUAGAACUCUGAUGAACUGGCCAGAGAUCGUCUCAAUAGGACUAGUCUGGAAUUCCGAAAGGCCAUCUUUAGAACAUAUAAUGGAAGUAUUCUCCACAAUUGGAACAACAAUGCUUUUGGGAGACGUAUUCACAUCUGUCAUGGAGAAAAAAUGGACUGAAAACUGCACACACAAUCUUGUUGGGGUGGUCACCUAUUAUGGGAAACAUUACUCAACAUUCUUCUUCCACACCAAACUCAGAGUAUGGAUUUAUUUCGACGAUGCCACUGUUCGCCAAGUUGGUCCACAUUGGGAACAAGUUGUGGAAAAAUGUAGAAAAGGAAGAUACCAACCUCUUCUACUCCUAUACGCAACACCAGAUGGAACUCCAGUCAACACUGAAAAUGCUCCUAAACAAAUCACUCAAAUCUGUCCGCAGAAAUCAUCGACUAAGAAAACGAAUCCUCCUCAGAACUUUGUUCGUCGUUCUGUAACACCAAGCCCAGAAAAACCAAAUGUUGGAAGUACAAGAAGGGCCAUCACUCCCAAUCCAGAUUGUGCGUUAAAUCAGAAACCACCCUUGCCAAAACCAUACAACGAAUACCAAAAUCUAUCCGUUAUUCAAAAUAAUUUACAUAAUGGAAGCGAUGUUCCAGAUGGUUACGUAGGUCGCAAAGAACCUUAUGUACGAAAAAUAGACAUGGAUGCCAUAAAUAAACCUUCUGUUAACAUUCAUAGAACACUCAGUAAUGGAUCUUCGUCAGGAAUCGAUGGUAUGUCAGAUAGUAUGAAUUUUCCUAGAAGAAGAGACUCUGGUAAUUGGAGUGGAGAUAGAAACAGCGCUUCUUCUGCGUCUUCAACUACAAUGGAAAAUCCUUAUCUCUACCUGGUUGGAAAAGUGCCUCAUGGUAAUGUUCCAGAUAGUCCAACGUUGGUCAAAAGUGACUCAUCUAGUGCUGGAAGCGCUAUUUAUGAUGCAGGAUAUGAUUCUUACUCACUGUCCUCUAACGAUAGCUCAACCAUGACUACAUUGCAACAUAUGAUGAAAAUUGGACAUUUAGCUAAAAUUCCAGAAGAUUAUAACAACAUGUCAGGGCAAGGUACUCAAAGUUGCGAUGUGCUUUGCGACGAAGCUGAUGAGCUGUUGGUCAAAUCAAGACAACUUGAAGAUGAACAUGAUCUCGUACUAGCCUUAGCUUUAUGUAAUGCUGCUGCAACUAAAGCAAGAGCUGCGAUGAAUGCUCCAUAUAACAAUCCCCAAACGCUUACUUUAGCCAGAAUGAAGCACAACACCUGUAUCAUGAGAGCUAGAAGCUUACACAGGAGAAUGACGCAAACGGCUCCUAACAAGGAAACAGCACCUCCAGAAAUAAGGCAUACAAGAGAAGGCAGUAGUGGCAGUGGAAAACAUUCUCGUCAAAAUUCUAGAGACAAGGGUCAACACUCCCGACAAAACAGCAAAGAAUUACUGACCAAUCUUCCACAACCGGAUAAACCAACCCAUAAAAAUAUUGAAAUAUACGCCACCCUCCCAAAAAGAAAGGAUUUAUUAAAAAAUCGUAUCGAGAGUAUCAAUAUCGAUGAACCAAUCCAACCAAUUAAAAAUGAAAAGGAGCCCCUCAAAGAAACACGUAGUUUCUUCUCGAGAUCCAAGCAGAAAGACAAUAGUAAAAGAGAAAAACGUUCAAGAAGCGAAGACAGAAGCAAAAGAGUUGUAGAAUUCACGCUAACCCCUGAAAUUAUCGAUAUCAAGCCUAAAGUGAAAGAAGAAAAAAACGAUAAACAAGAAAAAGAAAAGGAUGGCAAGUCGAAAAAACAACACAAAAUACGCAGGAAGCUUUUGAUGGGAGGAUUGAUUAAAAGAAAAAAUAGAAGCAUGCCUGAUUUGACUGACGCUAAUCCAGAAAUGAAGUCACCAGAAGUUCCUCCUAAAUUGAGUUCUGUUGAUGACAGUAAUGUUGGACUCAAAGAGAAUGUUGAUAACAGUAAAUCUAUGAGUGGAUAUUUAUCUGAAGGCCAUCUAGAAUUUAGUGCAAACAAUACGAAUCCUAACCUGAAAAAGAGCAAAUUGAUGAAGAAAAGUUUUUAUGCUAGUGCUGGUAAAAUACUCAGUGUUCCGAAAGUUCCCCCUCCUCCACCGUUGCGAACUACAUCUCAAUUGACUGCUUCAAAGCCGCUUACCGAUGAUGAAAUCAAGGAUUGCAAGAACGAGUAUCAGAAUCUUUAUGAGUUGAAUAACAGUAUGAAAUAUGAUACCUCAAUAAUCGAAAGGCUGAGAUUCGAACAAAUGCAGCAAAGAUUCAAUGACAGCUCUAACAGUAAUAACAGCUUCAAUACUAGUUCGAGUAGUUAUGGUACUCAAUCAACAACCUUAGUGACAACAGCUGACGUUCAUAGAGAACCAAAAGGAUCUACUGAUCAUUUGAAUACUGCUAGUGUCGAUGAAGUUGAUUGUCCUAUGCCCAAGCAUUUACUGCAAAGUUUGGAUCUACCACCAUAUCCAAGUCCAGCAGGUUCAACAGUACAUUCAAGACAAGCAAGUGAAGAUUUUCCCCCUCCACCCCCUCCAUUAGAUCUCUCGGCUCUUGACGAACAUCUCCCACAACCUCCACCAAGAAUUGCGAAUGACAGUUUACAAGGUCAACUUCAAAAUAAAAGGGAACAGAUCUUCUCCUACGAACCUGUCAAACAACCUCUGGAAAUCAGUUCAGUUUCUCCGGGAGGAGAUACUUGGUUGAAGGAAUUACAAGCCAAACAAGCUGCUCUGAAAAUCAAACGAAUAGAAAGUUUCAAUAAGAGGAAUGAUGGCGGGUGUGAUGUUGUCAACACACAGCGUUACACGCCAGGAGAAUUGAGUCUGAAAGCUGCAUCCGUUAGGGAUUUGACAUCCAAGUUCGAAAUUAAACCUUCUGCAGAUAUUCCUCCACAGCAAAUUCCUAUGAGUUUGAAUGAAGAGAUUAAUCCUGUUUCGAUUAAAAAACAUGAAAUGGAAUCCAUUGCCCCCGAACAAAUUGCUGAAGAAAUCAGAGAGGUUGAAAGGAUAAAUGCUUCAUUACAAGAAACUUUCAAUUGUAACAAACAGAACGCAAUCGAGGAACGUAAGAAGAAUAAAUUGGGCAAGAAAAAGAGCGUGUCCUUCUGUGACCAAGUGAUUUUGGUCGCUACAGCUGAGGAUCAAGAAGAUGAUAGUUAUAUUCCUAAUCCAAUUCUUGAAAGAGUACUACGUUCAGCUAUUAAUAAACCAGAAACUAGUGAAAUUGAAAGCAAAACUUCAUCAGAAGAUGGUGGUAGAAUAUCAAACGAUUUUAAUAACGUAUCCGCAAUGGAAGAACACAAAACCUCAUCAGAAAAUCUAUUUGAUAUCACAAUGAGGAAUACAAUGGAGAAUUCUAAAAUAGCGAAUCCAAACCUAAUCACUAAAAUCACAGAUACCCAGAAAGUUGUUGCACCAAUACAAUACCAAUCGGCCUAUUCUAGUGUAGCUUUUGCUCACAAUAGGAAUACUAUUCCAACUGGUCCUACAUUAUCGAAUGGUGUGCCAUCUACUCAACCACUUUACUCGGGAAAUCAAUAUUCACAAUUUCCUUCUGGUGUCCCUCAACAACCUCCACAAGGCAAUCAUCAACAAUAUGACAGUUAUGGUCCAUCGUAUCAAGAAAAUGCCAUGAAUAGUUAUAACUACGUCUCCCAGAAUCCUUCUGCUUCACAACAGUCAAAUUAUCCACAGCAAGUCACUUAUCCUGGCCAUCCACAGCAUCCAUCAUAUAUUAGUAGAGGCGAAGCUUUCGAUCAUCUGCCACAUCAAGUUCACCAUCAACAACAGUUGCCACAGAAUCAACAUAAACAACAGCCUUUGGCUUAUCAUCCACAACAGCAAUCACAAGUUCACCAUCCACAACAACAGUCACAGGUUCAUCAUCCACAACAGCAACCACUGGUUCAUCAUCCACAACAACAACCACUGGUCCAUCAUCAACAACCUCAGACUCACCACCAACUACAACAAGAACUCAGUCAUCCACAACAAUCUCAACAAAUUCAUCAAGCUCCUUCAUACAAUUAUUCACUCCAAAAUUCACAUCAAACCCCAUCCUACCUACCUGCUAGUGCUCACUACAAUCACCCUUAUCAACAAAAAUCACACCAGAUGAACUCAUUACAUUCCAAUCAUCCAUCAAGUUCCUAUCCCCAGAAUGUCUCUCCUCAGAGUUCAUACCCACCGUCGUCACCAGCAGGUUAUAUGGCCCAGCAAAAUCCUCAAAAUUCCUAUGGUAGUGAAGGAAUUUGCCGCCAGUCUCCAAAUAUAUUGCAACAAAAUUAUAAUGGUCAACAUUCAAGGCCAGUCUAUCAACAUCCACCACAACCUGUGAAAAGUCACAGCCAGCUUUCGAGAACAUCUGCUGGAGUUUACCAGUCGGUGCCUUAUUCGAAUAAACAAACGCCUAAUCCUGUUUAUCAAAGAGUGCCCUCUAGUGAUUAUAACACGAAUCAAAAUCCUGCAUACCAGAGAAUCCCAUCAAGGACUUACAGUGCUGAUCAGGAGCACCAAAAACUAUACGAUCCAUACCAGAGUGUACCCUCCCCUUAUAGUGAAAGAGACACUUAUAAUCAAGUACCCCCAUUGGCUGCAAUGAAGAAUUUCGACGGAAGUAAUAUUGAAAGAACUGACCCCCUUAUGUCGAAGGCUGUAGUGACGCCUAUUUUAGUGAACAACGCCAAUAACAGUAUUCCCGACAAGACCAAGUGUAACUUGUGUAGGAAGAAAGUCGUAGUUUUAAGUAACUUAUAUUGUACUGAUUGCGAGUACUACAUGUCGCGAUUUAAGCCGAAAGUUUAAAUAAAUGUUAAAUUUCGACUGAUGUUCCAGAGUGCAAUUUUAAAUUCGAAAAAAUUAUUUUGUUGCGCAUGCCUGUUGUACAAAAAUAUCAUGAAUUUGUGAUAUUAAUUUUAAGUUAAAAUUAUUUGUAUAUAUUUUUAUAUUAAAAAUGUCGUCUUACGUUGAAAAAAUUCUAUGAGGGAUUUUUCAAGGGAUGCGGAUGGUAGUACUUGGAUCUAAAUAUGUUUGAAUCUUGCCAAUUUGAUGAAUCAAAUUUGUUUGUAUUGAUUUCUUUCUUUUAGAAUACUGGUGCUACUGAAAGAUCUCAUAUCGAAUUAGAUUCUAGAAUAAUCUAAGCAAAUUUUUACAGAGGGAUAUAUUUUUCAUAAAAAUAUAUUUCUUCUAAGAAAACUAUAUAUUUUGUUACUUUUGUAUCCUACAUUGAAUGAGAAUGUAUAAAUAAAAAUUGUUUUGAAUAAAAA